Poecilia reticulata (guppy) is the source of this 1354-nucleotide messenger RNA. RefSeq names its product small integral membrane protein 18 (gene smim18). The record is from RefSeq and is a predicted model, not a curated record. Lineage: Eukaryota; Metazoa; Chordata; Actinopteri; Cyprinodontiformes; Poeciliidae.
GCCUGAUCUGUUCAGGAGAUGCAUGAAGAGCUGCAAGGAGUGGCGGAGGAGGAGAGCGGGUGCACGAGCGAAGGCUGAAAGUGCAUGAGUGUGCCGAGGAGAGCAGGUUGAUGUGCGAGUGUGAGCGAGGGGAAGAUCCAAGAGACAGGGGGAGAACUGAAAACAAGGGAGCUCAUCUUUUAUCCAGCAUCUUUAAGAGGCUGAGCCAGACACGCAGAAAACAUGGCCAACAACACAACCACUAUCCACCCAAGUAGUCUCCCUGAGGCCAUCCCUCUGUCCCGAGUCUCCUUACAGGUCCAAGAGGUCUACCCUUUCCAUGAUGGCUGGAAUGUUGCCUGUUUCGUCAUCCUUCUGCUUUUCAUCCUCACCGUCCUCUCCCUGGCUGCCUUGGCUGUGCUCUAUGAGCUACUUGACUGUGGGUGCUGCACUAAGGGGAAAACACACCACCAACUACAGGAGGAAGGCCCAGGAAGCUGCAGCAAGCUCAUGACCAAUAUCUGCAAGGAGCCAGAGUCCCACACUGAAGUGGUAUAGAGGCAACAGAGAUGAGCAAAGAUGAAUUUUGGGAAUUUUUUGAAAAAAAAAAAAAAAAAAAAAAAAAAAAAGAAAAAGGGGACUGAAACUGUUGGACAGUGAGGAGUAGUGUAACAAUAAAUAAUGAGACCUUGAUUUCUGUUCUUUUUUUUCUCUCCACCCAAUUUAAGAAUGUCUCAGUGAAAUUGAAAGCAUGAGAGCUGAGAAUUUUGCCCAAAACACUUCUUUCAAAGUAAUAAAAAGAUAAACAGCUUAUUUGGUGGAUCAUUUUUCCAACUCAAAGGGUCCAUCUGUUUGCAUGCCAAACUUAUGGUGAUGUUAAUCAUCAUAUCAGCUUUGGAAAGCAAGCGUGCUUUUUUCCACAUGUUAUACAUUACCUAUAUAAAUAGCACUGCUUCUUUAGCUCAACACAAGCUUUGUAGCUGAUCUGUCAUUUACUUUAUUGUGUCAUUCCAUAUGCCUUACCACAAACUGCCUAACUCUCACUAAAGGAUGUGGGCUUUUUAAAUCACUGUUUAAAAACUGACUGUUGCUUGGCAUGUAAAUUGUGUGGGAUUAUUUUGUCAGAACUGUGUGUGUGUAAAUAAAAGGGAUCAAUGAUACAAUUUGUAAGGUUUCCAAUGGAAAGCUCCCAUUCCUGUUGUAAAAAACCAAAAAAAAACAAAAAAACUGAUGUAAGCUUUCCAAAGCUUGUUGAGCCAAUCUGUCUGCAAAUCAUAUAUUAAGAGCUCAUUUACAACACAGUCUGUCAGAGCGUGUUAUUGAAAUGCAAUGUCAAAGUCAUUUUUCUCUUAAUAAAGUCCCACUUCACAGAAAA